Molecule: messenger RNA, 4919 nt
Organism: Hippocampus comes (tiger tail seahorse)
Lineage: Eukaryota; Metazoa; Chordata; Actinopteri; Syngnathiformes; Syngnathidae
Gene: nhsl3
Product: NHS like 3
Exons: 10
Coding region: 543-4760 (1405 amino acids)
Biological process (GO): cell differentiation
Source: RefSeq, a predicted model, not a curated record
GUCUCCACUCCCACUCCCAGAUGUUGUGUGUGUGAGUGUUGUGUGUCCUGUGACCGAAACGGGAACGCUCCAAUUGGGCUUCCUUCCAUCACGGAGCACACUGCGCUAAUAUUUCAGUGGCUCCUCCAACAAGCCUGGCGUGAAUGCACCUGAUUCCUUUGAAAUGAGACUAACGAUGAGGCACAGACUAGAAUUCUAACCAGAAAAACAAAAAAAAGGACCAAAACUGUCUCAAGAGUGUCCAGGAGUGCAAGGAGAGGCUGGAUUGGUGUAGAUCACAGCCCUGUGAGAGGUGGGAGGAGGAGAGGGAGGGACUGACUGUUCAGAGAGCAUGAUGGAACUUCAGUCUCACACAUGCAUGCACACACACAAACUCCACAAGACUAAAAGACCACAGCCGAGACCUAGAGUGGACCUGUACAAGUGGUGACGAAGCGGAGCAAAGUCCGAGGAGGACGGACACGGCCAACUUUCCGGAAACAUUUGGAUAUUCAACGGACUCACCCGGCUUUAUCGGGACCUUGCCGGGCCCAACCUCCGCCAUGUCCCGGAGGAGGUCGACGGGCGACCUGGUUCCCUGGGACGUCACCGAAAUCGUCGGCCGCGAGGUGAAAGCUCAACGCGGCCACAGGAAGCCGGGAAGCUCCCUGGGACAGGCCAUCAGCUGGUUGAGGAGCAGCCAGAAGAGGAAGAAGAAGACGAAGAAGAAUGUCGAUAGUGGAGGGAAGCAGCUGGUUUUAGCUGAUGGACUUCAGACCCAGGACGCUGCAAAAGCUGCGACGAAGGCCAACGAUGAGCAGAAGAAGUUGGCAGUACAUUACUCGGCCUCGCAACACUUCCAGGAGAAUGUUUUCAUCGAGGGCAAUCGGCCCCAGUACCUGGAGGACUUGCACUCGGAAGCUCAAGAGGGCUUGAAAAUAUUACAGCGGGAAGGUCAGCAAGAGCACCAGAGCGGAGUGAACUUUGCUGAAGAUGAAAGCUGUGCUUCAUCAGCGCAUCCAGAAGAUGAUCUCGACUCCAAAGAUGAGGAGGGCUCUCUUGAGUCAAAAUCCAACUCGGGGAUUAGUGAUACCACAAGAACUUCUUCCACGAUGACCAGACCUGUGCUCACUCGUCAAAGUUCCACAUUCAAGCCUUUGUAUCCAGUGAAAAGGUUGGAAAAGAACAGGAAGAGGAACAGAAGGACGACCAUUAUGGGCAUUCCCAACCAGGUCCAGAAAGAACUCGCAUUGCACAGAGGCUCGACCUUCCAGCAAGUUGUUUCUGCGGAGCUACCCAAUGACAGCAGCCAGUCGGGUGUUUUCAUCAUUCCAACUGUGGACGGAGGGACUCCAGUGAUAACCAAGGAAGGAGCAAGGGUGCACCUGUCACAAGUGGAACAGGUAUCUGAUGAUAAGCAGCAGAUGAAAUCACAUCUUCAGGAUGUUUACAAGAAGGACCAAGCCUUCAACCACCACGGAUAUGGAACCCAUCACUAUCGGUCAUCUGUCAUCAGGCCCAAGUCUGUUGCGGUACCUGGAAUGACUACUUUUACUUCCUUCAACCCUUUAAGGAGUAGCUUCCUCUUAGAACCCCAGGGUCCAGUGAUGUCCGUAUCUCCUCAGGCUACCUACCUAUCUACAAUCAUACCAAACGCGGUGCUGCCAGCCUCGGUUGAAGUCAUUGAGAUUGACCGCGGCAGCCAACGAGGCAACAGCGUUCACCACGGUGGUGGUGCUCACACACUAAGCAAAAGCAGCCUGGCUUCUGUGGUUUCAUCAGGCAGCCCUUUUCUAUCCAGAAAAUCAGAGAGUGACGGCUCCCACGCCGAUAUUUCUUUGAAUAAUUCAACAACGCAGGGUACCGCACACAAAGUGGAUCUCAAUCUGCAGGGAAUCUCCAGCCUCCAGACUUCAGCGAAUCGCAUCAGUAAUAGUGAAAAUAUAGGACCGAACAUGGAUUCUGACCCUGCCGUACCAUGUACCAGUGGGGAUGAUGCAAAGAUCAAACGUAAUUCCACUCGAAGUCUCUCCAUUAUCAAGACCAAGCUACCCCCGGCACCUCCGCAAAGAUCAAAUUCGCUUCAUAACAAUAAGAUACGGACUGGUUCCAAAGGCCAGGCAGAGAGCAGAGAUGCAAAUGUCUCUGGUUCUCAAGGAGUAUCAAGUGCUACAGGAAGUAGAGCGACAACGGAGGAAUCACAAGUCACUGCAGAAACGAACAAGAUUCUGGAUCCUGUGUCAAACAUUGCAGAAUCCAACUCCCAUCCUUUAAGCCCCGCUCAGGUUUCUGCUCGCGGAGCAAAAAAAUCAGGAGAGUCUGUCUUGGAAUUGAACACUUCCUUUCCACAGAAAAAUCACUCCGAAUGUGAGAAAUUUGAACGGACCAUUUCCCCUUCCAGCGGCUACUCCAGUCAAAGUGGUACCCCAACACUUUCCCCAAAAGAGAUCACUCCAAUUUCUCCAGAUAAACACAAGACGAAACCGGUAAAGCCGGAGAGAUCUGGGUCUCGAGCGUCAUCCUCAGCCUCCCCAUCCUCAUCGCUGACCUCCCUAUCGUCCGGUACAUCCGAGCCUGUCAAUUUGGAUGUUUCGAAUUCUUGCACUCCUAAUUUGCCGCCGGCGUCUGCAAAAGAACUCACUUCGCCUUUGAGAAUGGAAGUCAGAGACCUGUGGAAUGUACCACCACCUCCCAAAAUCAAAGCGCCAUGUCCCCCUCCUCCUGAAACAUGGGCUCAAAAUAGUCACACCGUUGCACUCCUGUGUGGUCCGAGCCCCCAAAUCACCAAAGUAGUCACAGAAUCAACAAAAACUCGAGAAAAUGCAGAUAUGCAUGAAGGGAGCCCAACAGAAACCAGUGACUUGGGUUUUGAAAAACAAUCCCAGGACGAAACAGAAGCAUCGGAAAUAAAUUCAACAGACGACAAAUCGUCGUGCGACGUUGCCGGAGAUGCCCAUCGGGUUAAAGAAAAUACGGAACGUGCCGGUACAGAAGAAGAUACAUUUUCAGCUGAGGACAGGACUGAAAAAACAACAAAAACACAAGAACAAGAGAGCUGUCGCUGGACAAUGAAUGGCUCUGGCAGUUGUGACGUAUCCGCAAAAAAAGAACCACCUGUUCUGAAGAAACCACAACCGGGGGGGAAAACAACGUUGAUAGAGAGCCAACAAAGCGAUCGCUGCAACAGCGCCGCAACCUCUGUUGAUGACACUGAGGAUGAAGUGGACACGAGUGAAGUCCGAUCAAUACGAGCAAAUUCUACAGAUUCGCAAAGCAUUCACAUAAGCUCACCGCCACCUUCACCUCCACCUGCUUAUCAGCCUACGCCGCCUCUCUCAAGAAAGUCACCUCCGACCUCGGUGUCGACGUCACUCGAUGAGUUGGAAAGAGUCCAGGAGGAGAGCCGUGUUGCAGAAUCAUCUUGGCCACCUCCACCGCCUCCGUUAGAGGGAGACUCAGUCUUGGAUGGAGGGGAUGAGAUUGAAUUUCCUCUCCCGCCUCCACCUGACAUGGCUUACAAUAUUCCAGCUGAGGACAGUUGUGCCAGAGGGAUGGAAGCUUCAGACACACCAAUUCCUCCGUUAGAGGAAUUUGUCAAGACAAAUCAAGACUCCGGUGAAGCCGAGACAUCUGCACCCCCGGAUCCAGUUUUAGUUCAAACUGUAGUUUGCGACAACAAAGACGCUGAAAGUUCAGACGGACCAGUGCGGACUCUCUCGUCAGCUUUGCAAAGUCCUUCAUCUUCAACCAGCAAUGCUGCAGAAAUCCAACCGUCACUCUCCGCAACAGCUUCUGGCAGUUUCCUAAAGAGACGCUCUCUUGAGAUUGAAAGUCACCCUGCUACUGAAUCGCCCAGCACUUCACAACUCCCUACGCUGGUUAAAUCCCCUUUACCGAUGGAGAGCCUUACCACCGGGGUUGCCUUCAGAAGGCCUCCUGGUACUGCACAUCGAGACAACAGGAGCAAGGAGCUUCUCGCUCGCCACAAAAGCACGCCCAUUCCUAAAGAGGAUGCGAUCAUACCUCUCGUCACCCCCUCUUUACUUCACAUGGUCCGCCUCCGUACCGUCAGUACAACUGAGGACAGCGCGGAAGCGCUUUCUGAAGACAGCUCACCAAAAGAGGGAGCUCUCAUCGAGGAGAUUGGUCGAACCGCGACCGUGAGGCAGCAAAACACUCCGCCAAAGCCUACCCGUAAGUCACUGAAAUCUCCCCCUCAAGCGGUGAAAACGUACGUGACACCUAACACCCCUUCCAUGCGAUUACAAGAAGCCAUUCGCAUAAAAACUGCAGCACUCUCAUCAAGAGAAGGUCUUCCAUACCGACUGGGGAUGAGACCGUCCUACCACUGUGCGAGCGAACUAGGGAUAUUGUCCCACAAAUCAUCGGAAGCACAUGACACACAAAGGAUCCCAGCUUCUCCGGCAAGCUUCAUCUUCUCCAGGAGCACGAAGCAGGUUGUUAUUGAUACUGGUGCUACGCCAGAAGAUCGGGCGGGUGUGAAGCAAAGUUUAGCAGGCGAUCUCGUGCGGCCUUCUGACCAAACGAAUGCCGCCGUUUCCUCAAGCGGCGGGUUGAGGUCUGAACGGGUUCCGCCACCGGUCGCCAGGAAACCUUCGCAUGGCAGCAUCAGUUUUUCACAACACCGUCCAGCUUGUUCAGCUCGAAUGGAAACCGGUGCUUCUGCCGGAGAUGCUACAACAGCACAACAUUCCGAGGGAACGGCGCUUCCCGAGACAACUACAAGAGUGACCGCAGACACAAUUGAAACACUGUUCUGAAAGCGGUCUGUGUCAAACCAACCAAGAAGAGCCAAAAGAAAGCCUACAAGCAAGUUAACUGCAUAAAUGGGACUAUGAACUCACAUGAGUUGCAUUGAGUUAAAAAAAAAAAAAAAGCGCCUUAGCCUGAAAUGGCCUUCCACAUGUAUUUAUGCAAAU